Molecule: messenger RNA, 2517 nt
Organism: Monopterus albus (swamp eel)
Lineage: Eukaryota; Metazoa; Chordata; Actinopteri; Synbranchiformes; Synbranchidae
Gene: tekt2
Product: tektin 2 (testicular)
Exons: 10
Coding region: 80-1363 (427 amino acids)
Biological process (GO): cilium movement involved in cell motility; cilium assembly
Cellular component (GO): microtubule cytoskeleton; nucleus
Source: RefSeq, a predicted model, not a curated record
GCCGUUGCUAUAGUUGACCUCGUGCGGAAAACCAGCACGCGACGCCUGUGGGGAUAUUCUGGAAUUCCGCAGCAGUAGAAUGUCCACACUUCCUGCAAAGCCUGGUCUGCGCCACACCGUGUCAGAGUGGCACAGCAACAACCACCAGCUGUCUGCUAUAGCUCAACAUGAGCGACAUAUUUCUAAUGCAGUCCGACAAGAAGGGAGGUCACUACGCAACGAGUCCAACUGUAAGACAACCUGGGAUGAGAGCAAUACGUCUCGCAGACUGAGUGACCGGAUCUGGGAUGUUGCUCGGUGGAAAGAAGCACUGGAAGGCUGCGCCCAGAAAGUGGAUGAAGAGAUGGAAGCGCUGACCCUGGCUAAAGAGCAGACUGAGCAGGCCCUGGCUGCAACUGUCAUCCCUCUGGAGGUCAGCACCGAGUGUCUGACGCUGAGGGAGGGACGGUGCGGGAAUGAGCUGGUCGCCGACCCUGUGGACGAGCAGCUGAAGAAAGAAGUGGAGCUCAUUGAAAACGUGCAGCAGAUUCUGCAGCAGCACAUAGACAAAGCCUUCGAACAGCUGUGUGUUCUGCAGGAGGCUCGGCACCAGUUGACUGCUGACCUUCAGAACAAGAUGGAUGCACUGGAUGUUGAUAUGUCCUGCCUCUCACUUACAAUAAAGUCACCUCACAUCUCCCUGAAGACCAACCCAACUCGCAUACCACCAGGUUCCUCCACCCCCCAGGAGUGGGUCCAGUUCAGCCAGUAUAAUGUUGCUCGUGCCCAGGAGGCCAUGCAGGUGUCCCAGCAAAUGAGGGAGGACAUGAGUCUCAGCAGAGCCCAGCUGCAGAAUGACUUGGAGACUCAGCAGAGGGCCACAGAGUUUGCACUUCGUAAGCGUCAUCACCAUGAAGAGCAGGCCUGCGAUGAGCUGGAGUGGCAAAUAAGAAAUACUGAAGAUGAAAUGGCAGAAAUGGAGGCUGACAUCCAUGGGCUGGAUGCAGAUCUGCAGGCCAAAACAGCCCCCCUGAAACUGGCUCACACCAGACUGGAGAAUCGGACCAACAGACCUGGCAUGGACCUGUGCAGAGACGAGGUUCAGCAUGGGCUCGUUGAUGAAGUCCAUCAGCUGGAGGACACGGUCAUGGCCCUGAAGCAAAAGCUGUCUGAGGCUCAGCACUCUCUACAAAAGAUGAAGCUACAUCAUGGCCACAUGCUGAAGGAUCUUUCCAGAAAACAGGAAGCUUUAUCUUUGGAACAACGAAGCAUGAACACACGCACCCGCCUUUCGUCAACCUCGGGCGCUGAUAAAACCCCAGUGCCGCUGGUCCCGCUCACAAACUCCAGUGGGAGGAGCAACCUGCAGCUGCUGGCUCAGUAAGAAGACAGUGCCCAUGUUUGUGAAGGGAAGGCGUUUUAAUUAAACAAGGAUGACUCAUUCAUUCACCAUGUUUCUAGCCCUGCAUCUGUCAACAAGUAAUGGAAAUGACAUAAGCAAAACAAAUAAAAUGAAUCAUCUUUUCUGUAUUUUAUUUAUCUUCAUUUAUUAAUUUUAUUUUAUUAUUUGAAGAACUGUCACCCUCUUGCCAAACAUAUUCUCCUGACCCAAUCUGCUUUUAGUUGUGAUCAAUGACUUUGUGUGUGUGUGUUUAACUUUUACACGAAAUUACACAAACAAUCUCUAAAAUGUGGAUUACAUGUUUACCCCCUGGCCUCAUUUAAACCUUCACUCAUCAGGGCCAUCUCCUGUAUUUAUGCAUUUGAGGUCAUCUAUUUUAGAAUGUAGUGGCUGCUACAAAAAUUCACAAGUUAAAGUGCUCGUGUUUGUGUCCGGUGAAGUCACUGCUUUUAUUGACCAUUAGCUUUAAUGGCUUUGUUUGGCUUCAUUAUAUUGUUUGAUCAUCGGAUGCUGUUUGGAGCAUGAAGACGGUGAUAAUGGCGAGAACUUUGACUCAUACAGUAUACAUGGUUUAGACUUUAAAAAAAAUCUGGUAAACAGGCUCUAAACAGGGUCCCUAAGGCAAUAAACCCUUGUAACUCUCACCUGCGUCAGUGGUUGUGUCUUAAUAGAUGUGUUUGUGUGAGUCACUGCUUUUUAUAGGGGUGUAGAUGGGCUUUAAAAAAAUGUGUGGUCUGUGUGUUGUCUCUCAAGGUUGGAUCUAAUAAAACCAUGCUUAUGGUCUAUGGUCUAUGCUGUAUGUUAUUUUUAAGUUUAGUUUUUAAGUUUCCAAGAAGAAACUUAACUGGAGCAGAUUGUUGUGAAUAUUGAAUUUGCUGUGAAAGAAAAUUCACUUUGUAUUAGGGUCAGUACAAAGACAACACACAUGGCUGCUAACAGUGAUUUUGUUCAAUUAUAAGUGUCAGAGGAUUGGGACUGAAUUCUAACCUUCAUCGAACAACUCGUUUUUGUAAGUUCUGAAGCGAUAUGUAAAUAAAAACCAUGAACUUUAAGUUAAAUUAACUCAAAAUGAACAAAAUGUAUGUAUUUAUAUUAAGUUAUUUACCUACUUGUUUCACUGAACCACAUAAGGAUGG